AAUCCCGAAGCGCCAAGACAGAUCGCCCCGCCCAGUCUCCCAGAGAGCUUUGCUGAGCCCGGCAUGUAGAUACAGGAGAGGGCGUGUGUCUGAUCGCUGCUCGUCAUCCAGAGGUGUUCAGGGCUCUUCCGGUUUGUCCCACGCUGGGUUGCCGGUUUGUGAGUGUUUGUAGAUGGCUGCAUGAGGAAAAUCAAUGCUACCAACAGACACAAUACACGUUAUCUAACUGCUAACAUCCUCUAGACAUUUUGUGUUUGAAUUUCCUGGGAUCUACUUGAAUAAACAAUGGAACGCUCACUCAACACCACAACCAGCAGUUGCGUAUUAAAAAGGACAAUUUUGUACUUGAUCCUGAUAUCUCUGGCUGCACUUGUCUACUGUGAUAAAGACUACUAUGAUUUACUGGGUGUGUCAAGAGGAGCAACCAACAGAGAGAUAAGACAGGCGUUUAAGAAGUUGGCUCUAAAACUACAUCCUGAUAAAAAUCAGAAUGAUCCACAAGCGCAUGAUAAAUUUUUAAAAAUAAACCGGGCAUAUGAAGUGUUAAAAGAUGAAGAUCUCAGAAAGAAGUAUGAUAAAUAUGGAGAGAAAGGCCUUGAUGACCAACAGCAAGGAGGAUACGAGAGCUGGAGUUUCUACCAAUACGAUUUUGGUAUUUAUGAUGAUGACCUGGAAAUUGUCACUUUGGAUAGAGCAGAGUUUGAUGGUGCAGUCAAUUCAGGAGAGGUGUGGUUCAUCAAUUUCUAUUCACCUGGAUGUUCACAUUGUCACACUCUGGCACCAACGUGGCGAAAGUUUGCCAAAGAAAUGGAUGGACUCCUCCGAAUAGGAGCAGUUAACUGUGGUGAUAACAGAGGGCUCUGUAGAAGCCAAGGAAUUAAUGGCUACCCAAGUCUCUGCAUUUACAAAGCUGGAAUGAAUCCAGUUAAGUACCAUGGGGAACGUUCCAAAGAUCAACUGGUUAGGUUUGCAAUGCCGUAUGUUUCCAGUACUGUAAAAGAAUUAUGGGCAGGAAACUUCAGAAGUUCCAUAGAGAAUGCCUUCUCUUCUGGUGUUGGCUGGCUAAUCACUUUCUGUAGUGAUAUAGGAGAUUGCCUAACUUCACAAACAAGGUUAAAGCUUGCAGGAAUGCUGGAAGGUCUUGCCAAUGUGGGAUGGAUGGACUGUGCUACCCAGGCUGAUCUCUGUGACAAUUUGGAAAUUACUGCAAGUGUUACCGUUUACUUCCCACCUGGUUCCACAUUAAUGGACAAGGAGAAAGGCGAUGUUUUGUUUCUUGAUUCUUUAGAUGCAAGAGAGAUCUAUAAAGAUGUGCUUAAUCGCCUUCCUGAUUUGGAAACUAUUUCUCCAGAAUCUUUACAGGGCAGGUUAUCCCAUCAUCGCUGGCUUAUUUUCUUUACUUUUGGAACAACUGAGCACUCGAUUCUUCCAGAGUUCAAGAAGCUGAGUGUUCUUCUCCGUAGUGAAAAUGUCCAGGUUGGCAAGUUUGACUGUCAUUCCAGCCCUUCAAUUUGCAGUCAUCUUUAUAUUCACAAGCCAUGUAUUGCUGCAUUCAAAGGGAAAGGCAUUAGCGCCUAUGAAAUACACCAUGGGAAAGUGCAGCUGUAUGAUUUGGUCUCUUUUGCCAAAGAAAGUGUCAGUUCCCAUGUCAUUACACUGGGACCCACAAAUUUUCCAGGAAAAGACACAGAUGCUUGGCUUGUUGACUUCUUUGCUCCUUGGUGCCCUCCAUGCCGUGCAUUGCUGCCAGAACUCAGGAAAGCAUCUAAAAGUCUUUUUGGCCAGAUAAAGUUUGGAACUUUGGACUGUACCAUCCAUGAAGGACUCUGCAACAUGCACGACAUAAGAGCAUAUCCCACAACAGUAGUGUUUAACCAGUCCAUUAUCCAUGAAUAUGACGGCCAUAAUAAUGCUGAAGAGAUUCUUGAGUUUAUAGAGGACCUUCGUAAUCCUUCAGUUGUCACUCUCACACCGGAGACUUUUAAUUCACUGGUGAGAAGAGAUGAGGUCUGGAUGGUGGAUUUCUACGCUCCAUGGUGUGGGCCGUGCCAAGCUCUGAUGCCAGAGUGGAAACGCAUGGCAAGGCUUUUAAAUGGCUAUAUCAGCGUUGGAAGUGUGGAUUGCCAGAAGUACAACGUAUUCUGCUCUCAAGAACGUGUAAAUGCCUUUCCAGAGAUUCGACUUUACCCAGUAAAAACGAAUUCCCCAUAUAACUUCUAUCGAUAUACUGGCUGGCACAGAGAUUCACAGUCACUUAGAAGUUGGGCACUUAUGUACCUGCCUAAAGCAUCAUUUGACCUAACCCCAGAGGAUUUUUAUACACAUGUGAUCGAUGGAAAAGAUCACUGGGUCAUAGAUUUCUAUGCCCCCUGGUGUGGCCCAUGCCAGAACUUUGCUCCAGAAUUUGAAUUGCUAGCAAGAACUGUUAAAGGUAAAAUUAAAGCUGGAAAAGUGAACUGUCAGGCCCAUGAGUAUCUCUGCAAUUAUGUAUCCGUCAAUGCAUAUCCAACUGUUAGGCUGUACCCUUAUACAGGAUUAAAGCAGAAAGAUUUGUUCGGGGAACAAAUAAACACCAAAGAUGCAAAAGAAAUAGCCCAAAUCAUAACAGGAAGAAUAGAAGCAAUUAAACAGGUGAUGGGAUCAAAGAAUAAGGAUGAAUUGUGAUGAAUGCUAAUGGUUAAGGUAUUUUAGAUUGGACUUUACUGAUGAAAUUCUGUGGAUCAUUUAUGAAGAGAUUAAUAUAGGGAUAAAUGGACAUGCUGGCAGUCUGAGUGCAACACAAGUGGGAAACAGCUGCUGAAGGGAAGACUUCUCGCCUCUUCCAUUAUUUGACAUCAAAUCGCUCAAACUGGAUUAUUCCUCUUCCAUUUUGGAUCUUUUUCAGAUUUCAUGUACAUUUUAUAAUGCUAAACUGAAGUGCAAUUUACCUUCUCACCGACCUGGAAGCACUGUAGCACUAGAGGAAAUAGUAGCUCUCCUGUUGAUCUAGUUGCAACCUACUUUGGAAUCCAGCUCUUGGACAUCUAGCAUGUUCCGGUGGAAGGUUAACUCUUAAAGGGGAAGUUUAUAGACUUGAUCUUUUAUUGGUUUAGUAAUUUUUUUUUUUUUUUUAUCCUGACUGCUUUGUGAAACGUUGGUGGGUUACUGAAUAGAGGAAAAAUAGAUGGCAGCCAUGCUAUAAGGACUCAUUUUGGCAUUUGGAUCCUGAUGAAUAAUUGAUUGGAGAGGGGUGUGGGAAAUACAAUUCUUAGUUAUUCAGAAACCCAGAAAAUAGCAUGUUCCACUGCAGAAAUUAAAUAUUGGGUCAUUGUUAAAAAAUUUUCAUCAAGCAUGAUUAAUGCUUGUUAAAAAUAAGUGUUUCAUAAAUGUGCCCCUUAGUCACAUUACGUUAUUUUCAUGUUUAUGCUAAUACUCUUUAAGUCUUCAUGCUUUAUACUUGGUGCAGAAGCACAGACAAGUUUGUUACAAUGUCCCGUGCCUGUUUCUCUAUGCCAGAGGUCGUACAAUGGGAGGCCUGUAGGAUGAAUGUGGCCCUCCAAAUGAUUCUUACAGACUCCAGUCUGUUCAAGGGCUCCAUAAACUUCACUGUAUGACAUCAUUGAAUUUGCUAUAUGAGACAUAAUGGGCCCCGCUAUAUAUAAUAAGUUGUGCAGCAGUGCUCUGUGCUAUUGUGGGGAUAUCCUGAAGGAAGUCAUUGUUUGGUGGUAUUAUAAUUAUUAUUAUUAGGUGGGAAACCUAGAAUUGUCCUUCCUCCCCUUAGUUUCAUGGUUCUGUUCAUUGUGCCUUUAUUAGAGGGUCAGAGGAAUGAAUGACCACCACUGUCACUGGCUGCUUGGGUGUUAUGGGUCUUUGAAUUAAAUCAGACAUGAUACCGGCCAAUCAAGGAAGUCCUUUUACUGAAAUGGGGAAUUGUUCUAGCAUACUAAUCAGUAAGGCAUACCACUGCCAUCAACAAUGGAAAUCUUUGGGACUGUAAAAGGGGGGAAUCUAUUAGGGAUAUUAAUUAAAAGCCAUGUUUGAGUUUUCCAACAUAAACAUUUUUAUAAGUAGUUGUCAUUCUGUCAAUACAAGUAGAUCUGCAAUGAAAAAGUGCUGUUGCUCUUCUCACUGUUACAUAUGCCAGUCUGACAGAAAGGGGCAUUGGCAAAUAGACAUGUCUGGUUGAUGAGACAUAUUGUGAUAUGGUAGGAUGCUUCCUAUGAUCUUACCCCACAUAUUGAGCAGGCAGUGAGGCAAUAUACUGAGCCUGAUUAACUGGGCAAGUAUGAGCACCUUCCUGGCUUCUCUAGUGAAAGAGACAUACAUGUACAAUAAAAGUGGGAACAUAAAGCCAAAACAGUUCAAAGCAACAUAAUGUUUGAUUUGCACAGUAUGAUGACAGUGACAUCUUUUCCUACAUUUCUCCCCUCACUUAAGAUUUUUACACAAUUAUCUCCCAUAUCUGCCUUUUUAAGGGGUUGUUCACCUUUAAAUUAACUUUUAAUAUGAUGUACACAAUGAUAUUCAAACUUCUUGCAAUUGCUUUCCAUUUUUUAUUUGUGGUUUUUAAGAUAUUAAGUGUUAUGUUCAGCAGCUCUUUGGUUUGGAAUUUCACCAGCUCUCUGGUUGCUAUGGUCUUGUUUUACUUUAGCAACCAGGCAGUGUUAUGAAUGAGAGACUGAACUAUGAAUAAGGGAGAGAUCGACUAGAAAGAUAGGGAAUAAGCUCAUGGAGCAAUAGGUUAUUGGCUGUAAGGGUCAGUUACUCCCUUUUGAAAGCUAAAAAGAUGUACAAGAGGAAGGCAAGUAAUUAAAGAAACUAUAAAUAAUAAAGAGCAUUUAAAAAGUUUCUAGGAAUAAGUCAUUCUUUAAGAUAUUAGUUAACUUAGAGGUGAACUACCCCUUUAAAGCAAGAUUUCUUGAUGGUGUUUCUAUUUAGGACAAGAUUAUUUCUGUCUUAUAGAUCUAAAUUGUCCCAUAGACUAGUGAGCUCCUCCGACCUUACUGCAGUCCUGAUUAUAUGAUGGAUUUCAUUGUUCCAAUCACAUUAGUCUAUUUGUUACAAUUUGCUAUUU
Messenger RNA from Xenopus tropicalis (tropical clawed frog), 5053 nucleotides. It is a transcript of the gene dnajc10, whose product is annotated as DnaJ heat shock protein family (Hsp40) member C10. The record is from RefSeq and is a predicted model, not a curated record. Gene Ontology annotation, cellular component: endoplasmic reticulum; endoplasmic reticulum lumen. Bases 286 to 2664 code for a protein of 792 amino acids. Gene Ontology annotation, molecular function: ATPase binding; protein-disulfide reductase (glutathione) activity; protein-disulfide reductase activity. Lineage: Eukaryota; Metazoa; Chordata; Amphibia; Anura; Pipidae. Gene Ontology annotation, biological process: cell redox homeostasis; ERAD pathway; protein folding in endoplasmic reticulum. The transcript has 23 exons.